Molecule: messenger RNA, 2575 nt
Organism: Hydractinia symbiolongicarpus
Lineage: Eukaryota; Metazoa; Cnidaria; Hydrozoa; Anthoathecata; Hydractiniidae
Product: TNF receptor-associated factor 3-like
Exons: 5
Coding region: 745-2568 (607 amino acids)
Biological process (GO): protein K63-linked ubiquitination; regulation of apoptotic process; regulation of canonical NF-kappaB signal transduction
Cellular component (GO): cytoplasmic side of plasma membrane; plasma membrane signaling receptor complex
Molecular function (GO): tumor necrosis factor receptor binding; zinc ion binding; ubiquitin protein ligase binding
Source: RefSeq, a predicted model, not a curated record
CCCAACCAAGGAACAGCUGAUCCAGGGGUCGCCCCAACCCCCAUAGUGGCGCCGCCCCUGAAUUAAAUGAAUUCCAGAAAAUAAUUCUACUAUGGCGGUAAUAAAUUCAAGGUUUCAUCCCCAGAUCCGAUGUUUUUUCUGCAUCGAAAACUUGGGCCUAAAAUAAUAUCGUUAAAGAUGCUUGAAAAAUUAUCGGGUUCUCGCCAAUUCCUGUGUUUGUUGCACUUUAGCAAUGUUCGCGUGUCAAUAUUCGAACAGUGCUCCCGACAUUGGAAGGAAACUAGAAAAAAAUGCUUGGAACUCCAAUGUCGGCAAUUUAAGGGCUUUAAAAUACGACGUAACUAUGGUUUCGUCUCACAACCAAAUUUGAUAGGCUCAGUAUAAGCCUACCACGUUUCUGCUGGGCUCAUGCUUGGGUGAGUUUAUAAAUGGCUUGAUGUAUGGCGUGAGUAAAAAGGAGUGGCCUUAAAAGGAAAAAUCUCAGUUUCUUUUCUUAGGUUUUAGCUUUAUUACCCCGCGUAGUUGUUGAGAGAACUUGGUGGAGGAUUCCGCUACCCCUAUUACUCUUUUCUUAUCUUUUAAUAAUUUUGCCCCAAUUGCUUCGCUAAUGGUGCCAAGAGUAUGCGCUAUAUGAAACUCGGGAAUAAACAAGAAAGUUUGUUUCGGAUUUGCGAUACUGGAAAGAGUCGAAAGGGAAAUUCCCUAUUGUUAUACGUUGUUUUAUUAGAAAUUCCCUGAGCCGCCAUGUUUACAUAUAAAAGCUGUAUACCUAAAAAAUUUGAGCAAAAAGCAAAUCGUGGAAAUUGUGAAAAGUGGGUCUGGCAGAUUGCUCAACAUCUUGUUAAGGAAAAAAUGGAAUAUAAGAUGGCCAUGGAUAUAACCCAAGUGAUGGGAGGUGACACUGAAAUGAUAAGUGUGGAACGUGAUAAUGCUUCAGGCUUCAGUAACUGGCCAUCUGGCAAUGAAGUAAAGUCUGUAAAGAUGAAAUAUGCUCAUGGCAUUAAUUAUGGUAACAAAGAAGUUAACCCUGUAUCUAAGGUUCCAUCUAAAUAUUUUUGCCCAUUUUGUCAGGAGAUUAUGAUAGAACCUAUCCAAACUGUGCGAGGAGAAGUGGCAUGCAAAAAGUGUUAUGUAAAAAAACAAGAGGAAGGUAAUGGAGUAUGUCCAAUAGAUGGUGAACCUAUAUCAUCCGAUGAGUUUUUUCAAGACAGAAGUAUAACACGUGAAAUCAGCAAAAUAGUGUGUGCUUGUAGCAAUGUAGAAUAUGGUUGUCAGUGGAAAGGUGCUUUAUCUGACAUCAAUGCCCAUGAAGAGAAAUGUGAGUUUGUCGCAAUUAUUUGUGAUGACUGUAGAGAGAGAGUUGGAAAGCUACAACUGGAACAGCAUCAACAAAAUUUAUGCAAAGCACGACAAGUCCAAUGUUUAUAUUGCUUCCAACAUUGUCGAGCAAGUGAGGCAAAACUGCAUGACUUUUUUUGUGAAAACAAGCCCUAUGAAUGUCCGCUGGGUUGUUCAGAUGAAAUCAAAAUUGGUGACCUACUUGAGCAUAGCAAAACCUGUUCUGGGUUGGUGUCGGGACAGUUUUGCCCAUUUCAUAAACUUGGGUGUUGCUAUGAGUCCAAUCAGCCUGAAAAUCUGAAAAACCAUUUAGAAGAAGCUAUAAAGAUUCACACAAUGCAAGCACUAGCGUAUUUCAUGACUGCUCAAAGAAACCAACAGGCGUCUAACUAUUGUAUAAAAGAACUACACAAUCAAAUAAACACGCUCUUAGCCAAUGUGGAAUCGCUCGAAAAACAGGUCGCAGAUCUGCAGAGAAGUACUGAACAUUUAAAACAUUUAGAAAGAAUUGAAAACAGGAUUGCCCAAAUCAAAACUCCCGAUCACAAAAUUGAUGACAAAAUAAGUCAGUUGGAAAGUAUGCAGAGAGAUUUGUUGAAAUUAAGCUCACAAAGCCCUGUUAUACAGCAACACACAGAAGUAAUGAGGAUUGCAAACACCUUGGAAAGCAAUAGAAAUAAAAUUGAACAAAUUGAUCGAGAUUAUGCAGUGUUAAAUUCAUCUUUAGCUGAUACAGAGCUAAAACUUUGUCUUCUUGAAAACACAACUUACAAUGGACGCCAGGUAUGGAAAAUAGAUAAUUUACAGUAUCGAAUGACACAGUCUAGAAAUGGACGUGUGACAGCACUUCAUAGCGCUCCGACCUACACUGAAGCUUUUGGGUAUAAGUUCUGCACCAGGUUGUACUUAAACGGUGAUGGUAUUGGGAAGGGUACACAUUUAUCAAUCUUUUUCGUUGUCAUGAAGUCGCAGUAUGAUGAUUUGUUGAAAUGGCCUUUUGUGAAGAGAGUGACAUUUCGCAUCUUGAAUCACGAGAGUUCAUCUAGAGCAAGAAAAGAAACGUUUCUGACCGACAGAAAUUCAUCUUCGUUUCAACAACCGAAAAAAGAGAUGAACAUUGCUGCAGGUUGUCCGAAGUUUUUAAACCUCAGCACACUCCUUGAUGGUGGGUUUGUUGUGGAUGACAGCAUAUUCGUAGAAACUAUUGUAGAAGAUGCUGAAAAAACGUGACAGGUGA